This is a messenger RNA of Dufourea novaeangliae, 1699 nucleotides long. RefSeq names its product ADP-ribosylation factor GTPase-activating protein 2 (gene ArfGAP3). The transcript has 7 exons. The record is from RefSeq and is a predicted model, not a curated record. Gene Ontology annotation, biological process: COPI coating of Golgi vesicle. Gene Ontology annotation, molecular function: GTPase activator activity. NCBI's taxonomy places the organism in Eukaryota, Metazoa, Arthropoda, Insecta, Hymenoptera, Halictidae. Bases 20 to 1597 code for a protein of 525 amino acids.
CGUUGACAACACGUCAAAAAUGGCAGAUCCAGCGCCCAGUAAAAGUGAUAUUGAGGAAAUCUUCAAAAGGUUGCGAGCCAUUCCAACAAACAAGACAUGCUUCGAUUGCAAUGCAAAGAAUCCAGCAUGGGCCAGUGUUACUUAUGGCAUCUUCUUGUGCAUCGACUGUUCUGCAGUGCAUCGAGGACUAGGUGUUCAUUUGACAUUUGUACGAUCUACUCAACUUGAUACAAACUGGACUUGGCUGCAACUGAGAAAUAUGCAAUUGGGUGGAAAUGCAAAUGCUAGAAAAUUUUUUACACAACAUAACUGUACAACAACUGAUGCACAACAAAAGUAUAACUCGCGUGCUGCUAUGCAGUACAGGGAAAAGUUGGGACAGGCAUCUGCUCAAGCAAUGAGACAGUAUGGAAGAAAGCUGCAUUUAGAAGAGAAUUCAGCCCUAACAUCAGAGGAACAUAAUGAAGUUGACUUCUUUAAAGAGCACGAAAAUUUGGAUUUACAUGAUAACGAGUCCUCAACACAUAUGGAAGGAAAUUCACAGUCUACUCUUAAUUCUGUACCAGUCAAUGACAAUAUUGAAAAAAGUAAUCAGAAAAAUAUACCAGAAGUUGCAUCAAAUGCUUUGGGACCCACAGUUAAAUUAUCUGAUUCAACCUCAAAUUCAGUACUGGAAAGGAAAUCAACUAUAGGAGUUAGGAAAGUUAUGUCUAAAAAACCUGGUUUGGGGAAGAAAUCUGGAGGCUUGGGCGCUCAGAGAGUCAAAACAAAUUUUGAUGAACUAGAAAAAAGUGUUUCCGAGGCUAGUAAAGAAUCACAAGAAAAAGAUCACAAGGAUAAUGCAAAUAAGGAAGAACAAGAAGAAAUUGCUACGCGUCUUGCCUAUCGAUAUGAACAGAAUUUGAGUGAACAAGCUAAGAAAGUAGAAGAACGAGCAAAGCAUUUUGAACCAUGCAAAGCAACACAAGCAGAACGUCUUGGUAUGGGUUUCAACACACGAAGUGGUGCGAGCCAUUCUGCACUUGGUGAUAUGCGGACAAUAACACAAGAAACGUCAUCGAAGACUGUAAACGCUUCCGAGCCAAAUGUUGGUAAUGUAGAACGAAGUUUUCUCCUUAUAUUAGACGAUUAUUAUAACGCCUUGUCAGCCCGUGGCGAAGAUGUUGUUGUAAUGGCGGAGCCAGAACCACCGAAACGAGUAGGUCCAUCGAGUCGACCAAGUAUGACUAAAAACGAUAGUAAAACGGCGACGGCGGAAUCAGAAGCGCAAAAGAAAUUUGGUAGUGCCAAGGCUAUUAGCUCAGAUCAGUAUUUUCAAGAUAGCAAAGACGAUGAUUCUUGGGAACGCAAAAGCAAUCUGCGUCGUUUCGAAGGUUCGUCUAGCAUUUCAUCGGCUGACUACUUUGGCACAGGAAGUUCUACACCAACAUCUCCCACGUCUUCUUUGUCAAUGCGUCUCAGCGGUGGAAGAGCUGGAGUUGUAGAUUUAGAUGACGUUCGAGAAAGUGUACGUCAAGGGGUGAAUAAAGUCGCGGGCAGAUUAAGUUCUCUGGCCAACGCGGCCGUUUCAUCUCUACAGGACCGCUAUGGACUCUGAAUGAGAACUUACUGCAUUUUACUAAGAUUGUUAUUAAACUUAUAUUUGGACACUUCCGGUCCAUUGUUCGAAAUUGUAAAUAAAAGCUUCUAAUUCAGCUUA